Molecule: messenger RNA, 1746 nt
Organism: Babesia ovata
Lineage: Eukaryota; Apicomplexa; Aconoidasida; Piroplasmida; Babesiidae
Product: ORIGIN RECOGNITION COMPLEX SUBUNIT
Exons: 7
Coding region: 1-1746 (581 amino acids)
Biological process (GO): DNA replication
Cellular component (GO): nuclear origin of replication recognition complex; nucleus
Molecular function (GO): DNA replication origin binding
Source: RefSeq, a predicted model, not a curated record
AUGGUGUGGGAGGCUGUGGAAGUUAAGCUGCCGCAGGUAGUGUCUGAAUCGUUGGCACUGGAUGCUCGUCAAAGAUCUGCGUAUGCGCCGAAUGUUCAGGUCAAGCACUACUCGAGCAGCGAGCGCGCACGCUCGGGUGAGAAAGACCCAUUAAUUCCGGAAGGCGAGCUGCACGAACUCAUGAAGGAACAUGUAAAUUGGCUGCUGGACCAAUUCUCGCACAGCGCGGUUCACCUGGAGAUUACCUACGGAGCCCCUCGCGCCAAGAUACAUUCCCCCACAUGUUACAUGUUUGGACUAAAGUCUGAAUAUAUGCAUUCGGGCAAAUUGCCGGAGUUGGACGUGCCGAAGAGAAAUAAGGAGGUGUUAGAUCCGAUAUUGGCGGCUGCAACUGCAGCGAUUUUCGAAAAAGAAGUUCACUUCAGUGAUCCGUCAUCGGUCACCGAGCCCGUUAAAGAGACUGCCGAGGGGCCUAAAGUUGAUAGCACGUCACGCGAUGUUGAUAUGGCCUCUGGUAUUGAGAUAUCCGACGAUGAGGCAUCUGGUGACAAUGAAUGCAGUUCUGGAACGGAGUCUGACCGUUCCGAUGGAGGCGUAAAUGCUACAAGAAAACGUCAAACUGUUGUGAAAGACAGGGAUGCACCGUCUCCUAGUGCUGACGACGGUUCUGCCGCGGAUCAAGAAACGCUUUUGAAUCACAUGCGAGCACGGUUCGCAGAAUUAGAGACUUCGGUGAAGUUCGAGGACACUAUUAUGCAUGACUAUUAUGCACCCAACAUAAGGCAACAGUUGGAUACUUCUGCUUUAGAAUCGCAGCUGUUUAGCGCUGUCGCUGCCAACGCCCCCACCACCGACGAGAGCUCGAGAAACGAGAACAGACUGGACAAAAGGGUUAUUGACAUUCUUGGCAAGGGCAAUGUAGUUGGGUUUUCAAGGAUUGUUUCGUGGAUACCUCAUACUAAGGCUAAGUUACCACCUCACCUGCUGCAUGACAUGCUAAUCUGGAAGAGCUGGUUGAUCAACGGCCAACAUCUUUGUUUUUACGGCGCUGGGUCUAAGCGACAGCUGAUAAAAGUCUUUGUCAAGUUUGCAUUACGUGACGGGAUAUGCCUGACGGUGGACGCGUUCCGGGUCAAGGGUAGUACGGGUGAGGUGUUUUGGCAGCUAUUAAGGCGCGAAUUGUUAUCUAAGAAGAUGACAAUGACCGUUCCUGAGUGCAAAAAGGCGGUGUUGAAGCGUAUUGCCACCAUGCGGAAGCCAUUUUACAUAAUUGUAUAUAAUUUUGACAAUUUGGCGACAAUUGGAGCUUUGAAAUUACUACGUGCGCUAUUUCGCAUAUCAAACGUUCGCUUGAUUGCUACCAUGGAUAAUCUCCGCUCGAGCAUAGUGGUGUCGUUAUUUGAUCAAAUUCUACGCCGAUACAAGUUGAUACGUUUAAACACAGGAAUGGACUACCGCGAGCUGGCUUCCCUAUGGGAACGCACACCGCCGCGAUUUAUUGCGCGUGAUGAGAACCAGAAGAGCGCCACCGAAAUGCAGGCUAUCAUCGAGGCGUUGAGCGUGAACCACCGGCAGCUGUUUUCGUUGAUUGCCCAGAUGCAGCUCGAUGGUUUGAGAAGUCGCACACGUUUUGAUGGAGUUGAGAAAUACGGUCUCCUGCGAGAGCCUCGGGCACUAACAAUUUGCAACAGCGAGAGCAAGUUGGACGCAUUGUUGACCGAGUUCGUUACGCAUAACGUGGGUUGA